Molecule: messenger RNA, 519 nt
Organism: Rhizophagus irregularis DAOM 181602=DAOM 197198
Lineage: Eukaryota; Fungi; Glomeromycota; Glomeromycetes; Glomerales; Glomeraceae
Source: RefSeq, a predicted model, not a curated record
GAAAAUGGUAAUGAAACAGCAAUGUUUGAUUUAGUAAAAUGUUAUAAUAAUGGAGAAGGGACAAAGAAGAAUUUGGAAAAAGCUUUUUAUUGGUAUCAAAAAGUAGCAGAAAAUGAUAAAGUAGAUCCUAAAAAUGAUGUUGAAUUAUGUAAUGAAUGCAAGCAACCAUAUACUGAUUAUCAGUGGUGCCAACAAUGUAAUACUAGACGAUUUCAACAAGAUUUUUCAAAGUGGACUAGUAAAAAUGAAUUUAUUGAUAGAUUUAUUCAAGAAGCACAAUCAAAUGCUAAAAAUAGUUAUGAAGUUUUAGAAUGGAUACCUUAUAAUAAAUUGUCUAGUAUUGAUUAUUAUGAUAAAGGAGGAUUUAGUGAAAUCCAUAAAGCUAUCUGGUUAGAUGGACCUAUUUAUAGUUGGAAUUUUAAAAAACAACAGUGGAAUAGAGAAAUAGAUUAUGAGGUUAUUCUUAAAAUACUUAAUAAUUCAUCAAGUUUAAAUAGUAAAUUUCUGGAUGAGGUAUAG